Messenger RNA from Prinia subflava (tawny-flanked prinia), 2848 nucleotides. It is a transcript of the gene CFAP161, whose product is annotated as cilia and flagella associated protein 161. The coding region runs from base 89 to 985 and encodes 298 amino acids. The record is from RefSeq and is a predicted model, not a curated record. Gene Ontology annotation, cellular component: motile cilium. Gene Ontology annotation, biological process: cilium assembly. The transcript is spliced from 7 exons. Lineage: Eukaryota; Metazoa; Chordata; Aves; Passeriformes; Cisticolidae.
UAGCCAAUUGCGGCCCCGCCUUCCCCGGCUGGCCAAUCGCGGCGCAGCACGGUCGCUAUGGCGACGCGGGACGCGGCCCGGCCCGGCCAUGGCCUCCUACGGGCUGGGGGUCCGCAUCGGGAACUGGCUGGAGGACGAGUACGCGCAGCAGGACCUCCUGAGGGAUUUUAUCCGUAAGAGAGAGCAAGGACAACUUUUAAUACAGAGAUUAGCCAGACUUAAAGAGAAUAUUUUCAAGAGGGUAGAGCUGUCAAUAUCUUCUGAUGGAUUUGUUCACUUUGGAGACACCGUGUUGCUGAUGAACCCAGACAACAACAAAUCCUCGGGUUUGGAAGGGACCUCGGAGGAGAGGGACCCCGAAAUGUGUGGGGACGUGACUCUGGCUGUGGACAUGGAAGAGAUGUCCCUGUACUCGGACCAGCCCCUGCAGCUCUCGAGUGGACUGAGCGCAGUCAAGAGCGUGGACCCCGUGGGUCGAAAUGCUUUCUGUAUUGUAAGUGUUGAUGGAAGUGCAGUGGGAGAACCACUUAGAUACGGGCAAAACUUUGUUCUUGGGACAAAAGGAGGCGUUUCUGACAAACUGUUUUAUUUGGCAAGUGACCACAAAACAUUUAAAGAUUUUGCUAAAAAAUCCCGCCUUCAGAAAGUAUUUUUGACAGCUGAGCUUUCCUAUUUGACUCUCUGGCAAGCUAAAUCCUUGGAUCCACAACUGCGUCUUGAGCACGAAGGAUUUCCAGUUCCCUCAGAAACUAAAAUUAUUAUUACUCAUUGCUACACCAAUCGCAACUUAGCUGUCCCAAGGACCUUCUGUGUGUGGUCUCAUUUUGGAAGAGAAUUUGAAGUCAUCUGUCACAAUUAUCUGGACUCCCACAGAGUAGAAGAAGAUAAGAAUUACUGGGAGAUAAUUACAAGAAAUCCUGGUCCUGAAGAUGGUACAAUGCUUGAGAGACCCAAAGCUUUCCCAGAAGGGUAUAAGAAUGAAUGAGUUUCAUGAAAAGACAGAGAAUAUAAAAGCCCAAGACUACAGCCAGGAGAGGUUGAUGAGAUGCUGAUUCUUGUUUCUUUCUGUUUAGAUUUUAGAGAUGUUUAUUUUAAAAAUGGAAAUGCAAGUCUGCCAUUAGUAAUAUUGCAUAAUCUCAUUAACUCAUCAAGGUUAUAAUGGGCAAAAAACUUUUAAAAUUUGAUGAACAACACAGCAAAAAUUGUAAAUCAUGAAAGGCUCCUUUUUCUGCUUUCACCUUCACUAAUGAUAAAAGUUGUCAGAACCCAGGCAACAUAAUAGAUUUUCCUUAAAUUACUGGCUCUCGGAGUAUAUUUAACCAAUUCUUCCAAAGCCAAACCAGUGUCAUAAUUUUUAAAAGGGUGAGUGGACAGUUUCCAAAACACUGAAAACCAAACAUACGCAAUGUUAUCAUGGGAUGCUUUGACAUUUAAAGUUCAUCUGAAAGAAAGUUGAUUGUUGAGCUUAUUCCACCCUCCAUCUAGCACAACAUUGCCGUUAUUAAAUCACAAGUUAAGGGUUUUUUAUCUUGAAAUUAUCUUCUAAUUCAUGGAUAUAAAUUGAGUUUUUUUGUUUUUAUCCAUGUAUUCUAAACACUUUAAUAUCAAGUAAUCAAGAACUUGAGCUCAGUGAUACAGACUAGAGACUUACAACAGCCUUUUCAAUGCCUCACCAUGUUCCGUUUAUCUCUCGCCUACAGCAUUUUUCCAAUCCUUAGUAAUUUCUAACAAAUUUGAGAGUAAGAUGAAAUUGUCAAAGAAAAUUUGGCAUCCACAAUUUUCAUGAAACUAAAUGCCAAAGCAGAAAAUAAAUACGACAUGCUUUAAGUUUAUCCAGUAAGAAAAAUGUUAUCUUUAUAUAUAAGCUAUAUAUCUCUAUAUAUCAGCUUUAUAUAGAAGGCCUUAAACCAAAACCAUUUCUGAAACAAAGCUCGGUGUGAACUCCUGCAGGAAUGAGGACUGUGUGGGCAGGGUGCCUGGGCUGGCCAUGUUUUGGGUAGGAGUGUUGGUGUGUGCAUUUGAGUGGAAGGAAAGCACUGCAUGCUGUACAAACACAAGUUUUGCAAAGACUUAGAGGAAAAACAAAGAGCAAACAGAUACAGAAAUGAGUACAAAAGCAGGUAAUGUUGGAACUGGGUGCUGAUUAAAAGUAGUUUGCAGACGUGUGUGUUUUGAUCACUCUGUGCUCAUUGGAAAAGAUUUCUUGAGCUGAAAAUAAACAGGAUUGAAUCAAUAUUCCUGAUUUCAUUAGCAGUGUUAAACACACAGAUUUGUGCAAAGCUAUCAUAUCAUAUCAAUCAUAUCCAUAUCAUAUCAUAUCAUAUCAUAUCAUAUCAUAUCAUAUCAUAUCAUAUCAUAUCAUAUCAUAUCUAUUUAAAAUUCAUCUAAUUCACGAUAACAAAUACAGAUUCUUAACUAAUUUGCUGGGUUUUUUUGCACUUCUUAAUAUUGUCCACAUGAUGGAAGCACAUGUUUCUAAACUGCACAAUUCCUGCCAUGCCUGUAAAACAGCCUGAGAUGUUUAAAUCCAAAUGAGUCCCUGAUACAAUGCCACAGAAGGACACCAAGUUAAAACAGACUUGAAUUGUAGGCUAGGAUAUGUCAUUACUGUUACAUUGUGUUUUUGGAAAGUAACACAAAGGUGGACAGGACAUUGUGUAUUGCAUACGGUGAACUUCUUUAUAUUAAUUGGAAGAUUAAAACCAAAGCAUAAUUAGAGGAAAUUAGGAGCUUUUUCUUUCAUUUUCUGUGUAAAGAUAUGAAACUUGAUGUGUGACAAGAAUUUUAUCGGGGUAUUUUUAUUGCCUUUGCCAAUUUACAAAAAUUAAAAUUAUGCCCAUUUUCACAA